CGCCAGCUGAGUGAAGAAGAAGAAGCGAAGGAAGAAGACUCUUCAAAUCCUGUCAAAAGGCUGAAACGCAUUGCCAGUCAGUGGCUACGUGCUCUCAAAGGGACGGCACAAUGGAGUUUCUUCCCCACACGAGUACGAAGCAGGGGCUUUUCUCUGCGCUUUGCGCCGCUCUCCUCCUCCUCCUCCUCCUCACCAGAGCCACAUCUGCAAACUCCCAGUGUCACAACUACGCGGGAGGACACGUCUAUCCUGGAGAGGCUUUCCGUGUUCCUGUGUCUGACCAUUCCCUGCACCUCAGCAAAGCCAAGAUUUCAAAGCCUGCACCACACUGGGAGGGAACAGCUGUCAUCAAUGGUGAAUUUAAGGAGCUGAAGCUGUCGGACUACAGAGGCAAAUACCUUGUGUUCUUCUUUUACCCCCUGGACUUCACAUUUGUGUGCCCUACUGAGAUCAUUGCAUUCAGCGAUCGUGUGCAUGAGUUUCAAGCCAUCAAUACAGAGGUGGUUGCCUGCUCAGUGGACUCCCAGUUCACCCACCUGGCUUGGAUCAAUACGCCCAGGAAGCAGGGUGGGCUUGGACAAAUGAAAAUCCCUCUGUUGUCUGACCUCACUCACCAGAUUUCAAAGGACUAUGGAGUCUACCUGGAGGACCAAGGGCACACACUGAGGGGACUUUUCAUCAUUGAUGACAAAGGCAUCCUGAGGCAGAUCACCAUGAAUGAUCUUCCAGUAGGAAGAUCUGUGGAUGAGACUCUGCGGCUGGUCCAGGCCUUCCAAUACACUGACAAGCACGGAGAAGUGUGUCCAGCAGGAUGGAAGCCAGGCAGUGACACAAUCAUUCCCGACCCUUCAGGCAAGCUGAAGUACUUUGAUAAAUUGAACUGAUCUGCGUUUGUGUUUUCCCAGUCUGUGAAAUCCACCACUUACUGAAAGUUCAAAUAAAAUGUGUUUUUCUUAAAA
Lates calcarifer (barramundi perch) is the source of this 959-nucleotide messenger RNA. RefSeq names its product peroxiredoxin 4 (gene prdx4). Gene Ontology annotation, cellular component: endoplasmic reticulum; cytosol. Bases 111 to 884 code for a protein of 257 amino acids. The transcript has 7 exons. The record is from RefSeq and is a predicted model, not a curated record. Gene Ontology annotation, molecular function: thioredoxin peroxidase activity. Gene Ontology annotation, biological process: cell redox homeostasis; cellular response to stress; response to oxidative stress. NCBI's taxonomy places the organism in Eukaryota, Metazoa, Chordata, Actinopteri, Centropomidae.